GAAGCCAAUGAGGAGCGGGCAGCCGGCGGAGUGGCGUCGCGAGCAGCCAACGAGAGCCCGGAGUUUGAAUCGACCCCCGAUGGAGGAGCGGGGUGGGGGCGGCUUCGCCGUAGUCGUUUGUGUGAGGUGAAGAACGACGGUCGGCGGGGGGAGGUCGCUGGUUGCCGUGAGGGGCUGACGGAGCGAGCCUCGCCCGCCAUGUCGCUGCACGGGAAGCGCAAGGAGAUCUACAAGUACGAGGCGCCAUGGACCGUCUACGCCAUGAACUGGAGCGUCAGGCCCGACAAGCGCUUCAGGCUGGCGCUCGGCAGCUUCGUGGAGGAAUACAACAACAAGGUGGGCGGGUGAGCGGGGUCCGAGGAGGCCUCGUCAGCCCUGGGGUGGUCGGGGGUUCGGGGCCGCCUCGGGCCUUCGCGCCUCAGUCGGACCCCGGCGGCCCUUCCCUGCUCCGCCGCAGGCUUGCGAAGAGGCCAAGAGCCGCCUGGGGCAGUUGCCCGCACCCCCUCGGCAAGGGUCUUGCUUCGAGGGGCGCCGGGCCUCCCUCGCAGGCUUGGCCGCGCUCUCCGUUGCCAAGCGCCGGCUUUGGCAACUCAUGAGGGGGUUUGGUUGUCCCCCGAAGGCGUUGCGCGGUGGAGCAGCACCUGCGCGCCUUCUGCUUCACCUGCAGAUGUUUCGAGGAAGGUAUAGAGCGUCCUUGGGGUCCCCGAAGGUAUUGGGGUUGGGGGGGAGUUGGGCCUCAGGGUCCUUUCCGACUCUGUUCUUCUAGAGCAGGCAAACUCGGCCCUCCAGAUGUUUUUGAGACUACAACUCCCAUCAUCCCUAGCUAACAGGACCAGUGGUCAGGGAUGAUGGGAAUUGUAGUCUCAAAACUGUAGCUCAAGAGCACAGAACCCUAGAACACGCAUAGGCAAACUUGGCCCUCCACCUGUUUUUGGGACUACAACUCCCACCAUCCCUAGCUAACAGGAUCAGUGGUCAGGGAUGAUGGGAAUUGUAGUCCCAAAACUGUAGCUCAAGAGCACAGAACCCUAGAACAGGCAUAGGCAAACUUGGCGCUCCAGAUGUUUUGGGACUACAACUCCCACCAUCCCUAGCUAACAGGACCAGUGGUCAGGGAUGAUGGGAACUGUAGUCCCAAAACAGCUGGAGGGCCGAGUUUGCCCAUGCCUGUUCUAGGGUUCUGUGUUCUUGAGCUACAGUCCCCUCCCUCCCCAUCCCUGACUACUGGCCAUGCUGGCUAAAGAGAGUGAAUGUUGCACCCCAGCAGCAUCGAGGAACUACAAGGUUCAUAAAUAUAAUUCAUAGGAGAGUUGGAAAGGGAACCUGAGGGUCAUCUAGUCCUACCCCUGCAUUGCAGCAAUUUGCAGCUGCCCCAUGGGGGGAUCAAACCUGCGGCCUCGGUGCACACACUAACCAGCUGUGAAAGGCUUUGAGACCUUGGUGUCAUCAUCGGCACCGCACUCUAACCCACUGUGAAAGGCUUGGUGUAGGGACUCUUGACCUUGUGGGGAGGUGGGAGAAUUGGGGGCGGGAAAGAGAAUAGGUUAGGCCACCUGCAUCUCAAUACAGUCAUACCUUCGGGUUGAGCCUUUUCAGGUUGCGCUCCUUGGUGACCCAGAAGUAACAGAACAUGUUUCUUCUGGGUUUCGUCGCAUGCACAGAUGCCCAAAAUGACGUCACGUGCAUGCGCAGAAGUGGCAGAUCGUGACACGCGCAGACGCGGGUUGCAUUCGCUUCAGGAUGCGGACGGGGCUCCGGAACGGAUCCUGUUCGCAUCCAGAGGUACCACUUUAGUUGGCUAUUUUACUUUUGCCCUCUGGGAGAAAAAAUCCAAGGCAGGCAUGGACACUUCCAAAUUAUUGCUGUUUAUUGAAAUGGGGGCGGGCUUUAUCUUUCCCAAGGCAACUCAAAGCAACUUACCCCCCCCCCCAAAAAAAAACCAGACCAAAAAAACAGCAACAACCCUUUCCACAGAGAUACAUUAAAACCAAGGGGGGAAUUAAUACGUUUAAAACAUCCCAACCCCUUCUUACAGUUAAAGGCGAAAGGCCUGGUUAUAGAGGAAAGCUUUUGCCUGACACCUAAAGAUAGGUAAUGAAUAUGCCGGGGAGAGCAUUCCACAAGCGGGGAGCCACCGCAGAAAUGGCCCGUUCUCAUGUUUCCACCCUUUCGGCCACUCAUGGAGGAGGCACACAAAGAAGGGCCUCAGAUGAUGACCGUAGGUUCCCUGUAGGAACCUACAAGGCGAGGUGGUCCUUGAGAUAUUGUAGCAGAGUAUGAAGGGUUGGGCAUCUGUGGCCCUCUAGAUAUUUCUGAACUGCAACUCCAAAUCAUCCUUGACCAUGCAGGCUGGGGCUGAUGAGACUUGUAGUCUAAUAACUUCUAGAGGCCAUUAGUUCUCAACUCUGAGCUUAAUGUUAUAGUUUGGUUGAUAACUUGCUUGAAAUAUUUUUGCUUAUAGGUCCAACUUGUUGGGUUGGAUGAGGAAAGCUCUGAGUUCAUUUGCCGGAAUACCUUUGAUCACCCAUAUCCUACUACCAAGCUCAUGUGGAUCCCAGAUACCAAAGGGGUAUAUCCAGACCUUUUGGCAACAAGUGGUGACUACUUGCGUGUCUGGAGAGUAAGUUGACUUGUUUUUAUAAGGUGUUUUCCUGGGGCUAGGAUAACCAGUGGGCCCUGAGAAUGUUGUGUGAGUAGUCUGACCAACUGCUAUAAGUAGUAGACAAACAUAGUACUUGGUUUGCUUUAUUCUAUUCGUAAAUGUUUAUUAAUAACUUCUAAAUUCAGUGUUCUACAACUGGAGCUGCAGUCUACUCUAAUGUGUUAUGUAGAUGGGCAGAAAAUAAAUUGGGAUCUAGUGGUAAAUUGCUGGGUGAUUUGCUGUAGAUUGGCAAAAGUGUCUGACUCAGUUGUUUUAAAAAUAGCAAAACCCAUGAGGCUUUCUCUCUUCUCUUUGCCCUCUCCUACCCCAGACCUAAAUUAGACUGCUGGAAUUAAGAAAACUGAGGAGGGAAGCCUUAUUGUAGUAUUUUAUGUGAAAAGAUUGUAAGCUCAUUUCUGGUACUACAAACCAAUUCAUGGGAAUAUGCUUGAAGACAGACUUUUGCUUAAUUCUAAAUUUAUAUCUGCCCCCUGGCUACAGUUUUUCACCUACCUGUCAUUGGUGAACUUUGCUGUUACUAAAAACAACAACACCCAAAGUAGAUUCCACAAGCUCAGUCUUCCCACUCCUUGUGUAUGGAAAAUGAAAAAUAAAGCUCCAUAUCACACAGUUAUAGAGUUGGAAGGAACCUCUAUUCCUGCUGACUUAAUUCUAAUUGACAAUCAUGAUAACACAUCUGUUGGUUUCCUUGACCUUGAAAACAUGACGUUUGACAUUGUUCUUGUUAUGUUUGCCAUGUUUUAUGAGAUAUAGAACUUUAAAACGAUGCCAUGUGAUCUUGCAUUGCCAGUGUGUUGCAUGAGUUAUAAAUUGUCCCAACAUUGAAAAUUUUUGCAUAUAGCCGUGGUAUUUAUCACACUUAGAAGGAAUGGGAGCUGACUGUAGUUCAGAACAAAACAGUAACUAGGCUUCCCUUUUAGGUUUAAUGUUCUGUAGCCAAGAAGUAGGGUCUUGGUCAAACCUAAUUUGAUUUACACGUGUCUUAACAAAAAUAAUAGAAUCCAUGAUUUGAGCAUAAUGCAGAACCUAUUUAAAUCACAAUGAUUAGCUGCACUGUCUCUUCUCUUGCACUUUUGCUGCAGUGAAAUACUAUGAAGAUUUGGAAUGAUGACCAAUAUUUGUAAUUUUUUUGCAGGUGGGUGAAACAGAGACCAGGCUAGAGUGUUUGCUGAACAACAACAAGAAUUCUGAUUUCUGUGCUCCAUUGACAUCCUUUGAUUGGAAUGAAGUGGAUCCUUAUCUGCUGGGUAAGACUGAAAUGCUUAAUUUGGCAGAGCUUUGGUAGUAAAAUGGAUAACAUUGCCAGACAGGAUUUAGUUUGGGUAAUGGCUGUUGGUGGAUCUCUUUUUCAGGAAGCUCAUUUUUAUAUGGGCCUUGAAGGUAAACAAAGCUUUCCACAGAAGCAUUCCUUCCUGAUAUAAGUGUUUUUAAUCUAACGAAGAUAGCUUGGGAUUACGAUAUAUGCCAAAGUUUUUGAAAGGCUGUUGUCGGGUUAAAGUCUACAUCAGAUAAGUUUUAAUAUUAGUUGAAUUAGCCAGGAAUUGUCUUUGCUAUUGUGCAGAUGAUCUAAGCUGUGGUACAUUUAUAAACCAAAAGACUAGGAGCAUUCACCUGUUAGGCUUUCUAUAUGAACUAUGUUGUCCAAAAGACAAGCUUCUGUGUUGGCUUACCUUGUGUUUAAUGGCUAUCCCAUACUUCCCUAAAGAGCCUUUUCAGUGGUGUUGCUCCAGUUGUCGAAUGCGCUGUCCAGAGAAGCUCACUUAGUACCUGUUCAGUGGUCUCUUCACCACCAAAAAAAUAUUCUCCCAAAAUUUUUAGAAAGUGUUCUAGCAUUCUUUGAAUCUUUUACACAGCUGUUAUCCCUGGGUGAUUUAAUUCAUAUUAUACUGUUUUAUGGGCAGUAUAUAGUAAGCUACACAGGGAAUUUCAGUUAUUGGGCAGUAUAAUUAGUAAAUUUAAUAAAUGCACCUCCCAGUUACAUAAAGAGUUGGGCAGAGCAAUCAAAACCCUCAGUUCACUGUACUGGAAGGGAUUUGGGGCAAGUGGUUGUGUGUCUUCCCCAUCCCACUGGCCCAACCCUUUCCAGCACCCACAGCCUCUGUUGGCAAAGGAACACCAUUGCAAAGGAGUGCUGCAAUAUGCCUUUGUCAAAAUGGCUGGUGGAAGCUAUCAUUGGCAGUAUUUCCACUGGAGGGAACUCCCGGGGUGGGGUCUACACACAGGUAACACUGGAUCUCAAGCUGGCCCUGCUGCUGGCAUGUGACAACAGUGAGCCCAAUCCAGGCCUCUUUACUGUACCAGUCAGAGAGCUGGUACAAUGAUGGGGCAUUUUUUUCUCCUCCCCCAUUGAGAUAUUCGUUGAAAUAAAAAAACAACAACAUUGUAUAGGUGGCAGCUUUCUUUUUUACUUCCAUAAUGGUUUGAUUUCAUAGCUUAAGUGGUGAAGACCUCUUACUAUUUAACCUUUCAUGAAUUGCAGCAGCCCAGCCCAGCCCCCAACAAUCUCAGUUUAGGAGAAAAUACCCCUUGCUUGUUGUCACUAUAACCACAGUUAAAUCUGCUGCAUCUCUUAGCUGCAUUUUUCAUCUCCCCCCACAAUCCAUUUUUAAUGUAAGUUUUGACUAUCCUGGAGUCUAGAGUAAAAGUACAAUUAUUCACUUUGGUAAAUUUUGUUCAUGUUGAAUUUACAUAUUGUUAUAAUAGACCAUACAGUUGUACCUUGGAAGUCGAAUGGAAUCCGUUCCGGAAACUAAAACACAGAUUCUGAUUGGCUGCAGGAAGCUCCUGCAGCCAAUCGGAAGCCCCAUCGGACGGUUUGGCUUCCAAAAAUAGUUCACAAACUGGAACCGUGUCCCAAGCUUCCUGGGGAAAUAUUUAAUUUCCAAUUUAAACACUGGAUGAUUUGAGUUUAAAACAUAUUUCUUAAUUAACACUUGAAAAAUGACUGAAGAUUACACCUGUAUCUUAAAAGGGAAUACAUUAACUAUAUCAAACACAUCCAGUUACCGUAUUUUUCGCCCUAUAGGACGCACUUUUUCCCCUCCAAAAAUGAAGGGGAAAUGUGUGUGCGUCCUAUGGGGUGAAUGCAGGCUUCAGGAAGCUCUGCGCAACCCUCGGGAGACCGGCGCGACUUCUCUCCAGGCUUCAGCAGAGCUGCCUGCAGUCCCGGGCUUCGCGCAGCUCUGCGCAGCCCUGCCUGCAUUCCGAAGCCUGGGGCGCGCUGAAGAGUGCGCCCGGGCUUCGCGCAGCUCUCUGCAAGCCUGGGGAGACCGGCGCGACUUCCCGCCGGGCUCCCUAGGCUUGCGGAUAGCAGGCUGUUCUCAGGGCUGGGGUCGGGGGAAGCUCAGGCUUCCCCCGCGCCAGGGGGGAAAUAAAUUUUUUUUCUUUAUUUCCCCCCCCCCCAAAAAAAACUAGGUGCGUCCUAUGGGGCGGUGCGUCCUAUGGGGCGAAAAAUACGGUAGUUUGCUUUGUGUAUAAAAGGAGAAUGGAGAAGGCAAGUCAUCUUUUAGGUCAAGCAUUAUGAAUAGCGUAAGGUGUUGUGUAUUGCUGUUUAUUCAUUGCACCAAAGAAGAGUUAUUAACAUUGGUGUUUUUCCUCCCCACCCCAGGUACCUCUAGUAUUGACACAACUUGCACUAUCUGGGGUUUGGAGACUGGCCAGGUCUUGGGAAGAGUGAAUUUGGUGUCAGGCCAUGUCAAGACCCAGUUGAUUGCCCAUGAUAAAGAGGUGAUGGUGCACUUUUUCUCUUGGUUUCUCCAUUGUGGGAUUUCAGAUUUGUGUAAUUAGUAAAAAUUUGUUCCAGUCUAUAAAAUGGGAACAGUGACUUACCUGGCAAGUGAGUGUAUUUGUGUCUGUGUGUAUGCUAUUAGUUCUCCAGAACCAAAUUCUUCUUUUUUCCUCAAAGUACAGUGGUACCUCGAGUUACAAAUGCUUCAGGUUACAAACUCCACUAACCUGGAAGAGUUACUUUGAGUUGAGUACUUUGCCCCAGGAUGAGAACAGAAAUCGUAUGCCGGCGGCACAGUGGCAGCAGGAGGCCCCAUUAGUGAAAGCACACCUCUAGUUAAGAACAGUUUCAGGUUAAGAACGGACCUCCAGAACGAAUUAAGUUUGUAACUAGAGGUACCACUGUAAUUCAGCUGUUCAAGGGGAUGUAUACAAAAAAAAUAGUAUUUUGCAUAAGUAGACAAAGCUCACUUUCACGGGGAGAGGGGUGGCAGUGCCCUAGCUUCUGAUUGUGUUCUCAGUCCCUUUUUUAUCUACUUUUAGGGAUUUCUAUGACAUGGCUGCUGUACAUCUGGAUUUGCAUGAUAAAACUGUGUUCGGUGUGAAGCAAAAAUUUUGGUAUUGGAGGCAAUAUCAUUGUAUUUUGUCAUUUUCCUCUGCCUUUGGUCUAUGAGCAGGUCUAUGAUAUUGCAUUCAGCCGUGCAGGAGGCGGGAGAGACAUGUUUGCUUCUGUUGGUGCUGAUGGCUCAGUGAGAAUGUUUGAUCUGCGGCACCUGGAACAUAGUACAAUUAUAUAUGAGGAUCCUCAACACCAUCCUUUGCUUCGCCUUUGCUGGAAUAAACAGGACCCGAAUUAUCUUGCAACAAUGGCAAUGGAUGGCAUGGAGGUGAGCCAGUGUUCUGUGAGGGUGGCCAGUACACUUCUUGGAAUUGCACGUGGAUGGUAUUGACACUCAACACUACUUAGACUCUUGGUCUUGAUAGGCACGUUUUCUGGAUACCUGUAUAAAGCCAUGGGACAUUUUUGUUUCUGGGAUUCCUUGCAGCCUUGGCACACAGUAGCAUGGAGGAAAGCAGUCAGGCACGUGUCCUUAUGUUAAAAAGGAGAUAGAAGCCAUACUGAUGCUGGUAGCUACCAUGAACAACUUGAGUCUAGAAGAAGUAAUGAUCCCCAUGUAGACAUGUCGGUAUGAGAUAUCCUGCUCUUGGCCACACAAUUCUUUUGUGGGGUGGACAGGCAGACUUAGCUAAAGUAAUGGGGCAUAGUGUCCUGAGCAGGUACUUCAGAAACAGGAGUCUGUAUUGGAAAUAGCUUUUGUGUUAGUUUCUCAAUUUUUAAAAAUUUAUAAUAUGUGAACUGGACAUAAAAUGCUGAUUGAUCUCAGUUCCCCUUUGUAACAUGUGGCUCAUCAGGCACUACUGCGCAUGCUCUCUCUCUCUAUAUAUAUAAUAUUAUGUUUCACUAUUAGAGGAGUAUAAAAACACUGUAUUCAUUUGCAAUGAAAAGGGUAUACAGUGGUACCUCGCAAGACGAAUUGCCUCGCAAGAUGGAAAACUCACAAAAUGAAAGGGUUUUUGGUUUUUUGAGUUGCUUCGCAAGACGAUUUUCCCUAUGGGCUUGCUUCGCAAGACGGAAACGUCUUGCAAGUUUGUUUCCUUUUUCUUAAAACCGUUAAUACAGUUGCGACUUGACUUCGAGGAGCAACUCAUAGCACGCAGUGUGGUAGCCUUUUUUGAGGUUUUUGAAGACUUUGGUGAUUUUUGAAGCUUUUCCAAAACUUUCCCGACACCGUGCUUCGCAAGACGAAAAAAACCGCAAGACGAAAAAACUCGCGGAACGAAUUAAUUUCGUCUUGCGAGGCACCACUGUACUUACUUGAGGAGAUGGGGUACAGCAUAUAUGUAUUGUGCUCUGAAGAUAGUAUAGUAGGUAAUGAAAUACCAUUCAUAAAAAGUCUUUGUGGCUUCAUCAGAGGUAGUAUAAAACUUCACUAUUCUUUGUAUUUGUUUUCUCCACUAAGGUGGUAAUUUUAGAUGUCAGAGUUCCUUGUACACCUGUUGCCAGACUGAACAACCACAGAGCAUGUGUCAAUGGCAUUGCUUGGGCACCACACUCUUCUUGUCAUAUCUGCACAGCUGGUAAGGAUGAAUGAUUCUUGUAACCUCUUCUUUUCAUAUGGGUGUUUCAAGUUCCCUUCAAAGUAUGUGUAUGAACUUAAAAUAGUAAUCUGCUUUGUUUGCUAUAGCUGGUUUAACUAUUAUUAUUUCUCUGUUCACCCAUAAUGGUUGCCAUUUGUGCUCUUCUCUAAUUCAGAGUAUCUUGUUAGUAUACUUUGUAUACUUAGUAAGCUAGUAUACUUACAGCUACUUUUUAUGAAUAAUUUUUGUGAAAACUUUGUAUACUUAGUAAGCUAGCAUACUUACAGCUACUUUUUAUGAAUAAUAGUCCAUUAUACUCAGGCUUACCUCAAGUUAUGGGAGCUUUAAAGCAACUCUAAAAUGUAAGUGGUAGAAACGAAAGAUUAUGAAGCAAGUUAAUUCACUUGCUUUCAUUUAAUUAAAAAAACCAAAACCAUAUUGGGUACCAGCCAUACGUUGCAUAUGUUUACAAAUGUGGAAGGAGUGGCGGAUAUGAGACUUCUUGCUCUGAAUUUGAUCUACUAAUGAACAUAAAUCCUUAUGCAGCAAAAAGAUUAGCAAAUUUCUAGGUUUUGAAACAUUUCCAUAAGGAAAGGUGUAAGAAUUUUUGGAUUUUAAAAAAACCCUUUUUGAUUACUUUCCCUUAGCAGUUCAGUCUUACUGUCCAUUACAAGAAUUAACAAAUAUUAUUAGAUAACAGAUGAUCCGCAUUUGAGAAACUAUGAUAUAUGUAAAACGUGUCAGGAGUCAAAACCCAAUCAUAGAUAAAAGUCAAAUUAUACUGCUUAAACUUUUGUUUAUGUGGUUUUGUGUCCAUUUCAUUCCUGAGUACAUGGACCACUGAAUAAUUGUGUGAAAGGUGGUUUCUUUUACCUCUGAUUCUACAUUUCAUCUUUGUCAGCGGAUGACCAUCAAGCACUUAUCUGGGAUAUCCAGCAAAUGCCUCGUGCCAUUGAGGAUCCAAUCUUGGCCUAUACAGCAGAAGGCGAAAUCAACAAUGUACAGUGGGCAUCAACUCAGCCGGACUGGAUAGCAAUCUGUUACAACAACUGCCUGGAAAUCUUGAGAGUGUAAAAACAAUUGGGCACUGAGGAAAAAAAUGGAACUGGAUGGUGGUCUUUGCUCUCCUAUAAAUUUUUAAGAACAAAACUCCAUCUAGAAAGUGCCAGUGGCUAUUCUAGGAAGACUCAGAACUGGCAUUGAUGGGUAAAUGUUGCUGUCGUCUCCCUCUUUCCCCACCCCCACUCCCACCCUGUGACUUAAAUGCAGGGAUAUGCUGAGCCUUUCAGACCCUCUGGGAAUUUAUUAUUACUUUCAAUUAAAGUUAUGUAUAUAUGUCAGCCAUUUGUGUUGAGUAUUUGUAUUGAAUGAGUAAUGACACCAACUGGCAGAAUGACACCCUAGCAGAAAUAAUAUGUUGCUGCUGCAGAUGCCUAAAAACUGUUCAGAGUUAUAGUAAUGGGAUGUGAAGUUAACUUUCUGUUAAGUAAUUUUUCACACAUAUCUUCUCUACCCCUUCCCCCGCCCAUGGCAAGUCAAAUUUCUCUUGAUACUAGUGCUGAAUCUUGUAAGUUCUCUGCAACUAAAAGUCCAUUACUAUUAAAAAUGUUCUUCAACUAUAAGGGAGCAGGAGCAGUCGCAAAGCCUAGCUGGCUCUUGCAGAAACUUCCUGAAGCGAAGCUUUAACUUUGUGAACUGCUGGUUAUUAGAUUUGUUUCUCUCUCUCUCCUCUGUAUGACAAAGGCCUCUAAAAUAAAACUGUAUACAGUGUUGUUGCCAACAUAGCAUCUAGUUGGAUAAGUACAGUUCCUAGCUUUGCACUGUGGUUGUUGCCUGCCCCUCACAAAAAUGUAAGGACUUCAGCCACAGGUGAUCUUACUCGACUCCAAGAGGCAACAAGCAUUUUCCUAAGAGUACGGUUGCUUCCCACCUCCUAAGAGCAGCUUUUAUCCUAGCACUAUCCAGAAAAAUGCAAAAAUCCUUCUUAAGGUAGUGUGGAAAACGUGAUGUUUCAGGAGCAGUGACAGGAUAUAGCUGGCUCUUGCAGAAACUUUCUGGAGUGAAGCUUUAACUUGUAUAUGAUGUUAAUAUGGGAUGGCAUUGUUUUUCUUGGAACAUUACUAUGACCAGACAUGUGUAAUUCAUUAUGAAAUACACAAGCUUCUCUUACAUAGCUAUGGUGGGAUGUUGCCUCUUAUUCCCAUAUCAAGGCACACUGAGGCUUAUGGUAGGUCUUCUCUGACACAUUAAAAAAGAAUGUAUUUGUGAUGGUUUCCACCCCCUUCUCAGAAGCUCUUGUAGGCUGGCCAAGCUGGCUCCUGCAGAAUUCAGAGGGGAGCCCCCAAAUGGUGUAUCAAACCAUUUUUCCACAGUUACAUGAGGCACUGGAGGAGGGGAAGUGUGUUGAGAAGACUUUCAGAUGUUAACCACCAGUGAUGUACAUAAUGAAAUGUGACAAACCUAUUGGUUAUUUGUUUUAUAGUACUUGAGUACAUUAGUGGGGAAAUGUGGUAACUGGUGUGUAAAUGUCUUUGUUUCAACAGUACUGGUUGUUCUUGCCCGAAGACGAACAUGAAGUAUGAGAGAGAAUUAAAUGCCUGACUUUCUCAUCUUUUCUCCUCUUCCCUCCCUCAGCCAACUUAACUAGCUAGUACAUAGAAAGUAGAUUCUUGUGGUGGUGUUUUUUUUAGUCCCGCGGAAAUCAAGGGACUAGAUUAAAUCCAAAUGUUAAUUUUAAUCUGUUAAUAGGAGUUGGCCAGUACUGGUUAAAGGCACUUGACCAUGGGCUGCAUAGCACUGGUCCUAAGGCACUUCAAACAUGGGCACAUGGGAGACUUAAGGAUGUGCUCAGUAAAAAAACAGGUCUGUAAUUCACUAGCAGAGUGGUGCUGGGAGGGGCUGGGUUAUUGGUUAUGUGAUGGAGUAUGAACUCGUGGUAUCUGUUUUUUGAAAGGAACAAAGAUGUUUUUAGUGUACAGAAUAUGAAUAUGAGCUGAUUUUUUUUACUAAUCAAUACUAAACGGUAAGAUGUUAGCUUAUGUACUGUACUCCCCAGUGUGAUUUCCGAAAGAUGUCAACUUUGUAGCAUGACUGUAUAAAGUUCCAGACUCAUUUUUGCUUUCUUUUGUUCUUUUCAAAUAAGCAAUAGCACUGACUCUACUUGUGUUAAUCUUUUUCUUUCUCCCACCCCACUCUUAGAGUGUUACAUAUAUAUAUAUUCUUACCCAGUGUUAUUGGGGAAAGUUGUUACUGAACUAGACUUAAUCUUACCUUAUGUGGCGGACAAUAGUUAACUUGUUGCAAUAUUCCCAGUUGAUUUUUAUGGAGAAAUUAUAAUGAGAUGGACUUAUCUUGAUCUUUGAACACCUGCUUUCUGGAAUUAUAUUAAACACUGUAAAAAUGUAAGACAGUUUUUUAAAAGGUUUGAAGUAGAAUGCUGGAAUUUUAAAGAUACUGAUCUUCCUUUCUCUGUAUACUUUUGUUUGUUCCAUUCCUAGUUUUUGUGUGUAUUCUGCCUUUCUUACGUUUUAAUAAAAUGGAACAUUUCU
Podarcis lilfordi (Lilford's wall lizard) is the source of this 12075-nucleotide messenger RNA. Lineage: Eukaryota; Metazoa; Chordata; Lepidosauria; Squamata; Lacertidae. The record is from the annotation of a GenBank genome assembly.